This is a messenger RNA of Manis javanica (Malayan pangolin), 5047 nucleotides long. It is a transcript of the gene RTL9, whose product is annotated as retrotransposon Gag like 9. NCBI's taxonomy places the organism in Eukaryota, Metazoa, Chordata, Mammalia, Pholidota, Manidae. The record is from RefSeq and is a predicted model, not a curated record.
CCUGUGAGUUAAGAGCACCAGCUGAGUCAGACAGACCGGAGUGACAAGCCCAGCUUCACUCCCUCUCAGCUGUCAGAGCCAAGAUUUUCUUGCCAGGGCUUCAGUGGGACCCCUGAUACCAUCACUUUCGGGGCUCCCUCCACACUAUCCUGUGGCCAUAGCAGAUAUGUCACUACCCUUACGUUCACUGCGAUUCAAUAACAUGAUGGGGGAAGAAAAUGCCGACCCCCAAAACAGGGAGAUGGCCUUCUCUGGACCAAUGAUAGAGACCCAAGCAGAGGUCCAAAUUCUGCAUUCUCAUGUACAACCUACAGUCUCAACUUCAGCAUCAGAGCCUGGAGGGAUGUCCACACAACUGAUGACAUCCCCAGACUUUGACAUCAUGUCUCCACCUCUAAUGGUAGCACCAAACUCUGGCACCCUGUCCCCACCACUAGUGCCAGCUUCAGACUCUGGAGCACUGUCCCCAUUGCUAAUGCCAGCUUCAGACUCAGAGGCACUGUCCCCAUUGCUAAUGCCAACCUCAGAUUCUGGAACAUUGUCCCCAUUGCUAUCCACUUCGGACUAUGGAUUAAUGUCUCCAGGACUGAUGACAAUUCCUGACUUUGGAACAGUGUCCACAGCACUAAUGGCAGCACCACAUUCUGAAGAGGUAUCACCAUUGGCAAUGCCAUCUGCAUCCUCUGGAGCAAUGGCUACACCUAUAAUGAGCACUGCCUCCUCUGAAAUGAUGGCUACGUCAUUGAUGCUAGCCCCAGAUCCUGGGGAGAUGUCCCCACUCCUAAUGCCAGAUAUAAACCCUGGAGUGAGGUCCACACAGCCAAUGCCAACUCCAGGCUCUGAAGCAAUGUCACCAUUGCAAAUUACAGAUGAAGACACUGAAGCAAUGUCCAAAGUGCUAAUGACUGCCCUGGCCUCUGGAGAGAUAUCUUCAUUGCUUAUGUCAGGCACAGACUCUGAAGCAAUAUCCUCACUGAUAAUGUCAGCCCUAGCUUCUGAAGCAAUGUCUGCACAGCUAAUGAGCACCCAAGACUCUGGGGCAAUGUCCACACUGCUCUUGUCAGCCCCAGAUACUGGAGAAGUGUCCACAUUGCCCAAGCCAGCCCCAGACACUGAAGCAAUGUCUCCACUACUAAUGACGGCCCUAACCUCUGGAAUGAUGCCCACCCAGCAGAUGCCAGCCCAAGGCUCUGAAGUGAUGUCCCCACAGUUAACACAAAAUCUAGAUUCUCAAAUUAUGUCUGCUACACCAAUGACAGCAACAGCCUUUGAGGGGAUGUCUACACUGCCAAUGAGAGCCUUAGACCCCAGAGCAGUGUCUACAUCACGAAUGAGAGCUCCAGCCUCUGGAAAUAUGCCUACAUUACUAAAGACAGUCCCAGACUCUGGAGUAUUGUCCACUCCACUGGUGACGGGCACAUCCUCUAGAGUAAUGGCCACAGAGCAAAUGUCAACCACAGCCUCUAGAAUGAUGUCCACUCAGCUAACAAUGGCCAGAACUUCUGGAGUAAUACCCACAGGCUUUAUGAAAGCCCCAGCCAAUGGGGCAAUGUCCACACCACGAAUGAGAGCCCCAGCCUCUGGAAUGAUGUCCAUGCCACUAAGGAGAGCUCCUGUCUCUGGAGUAAUGUCCAUGUCACAAAGGAGAGCCACAGCCUCAGGAAUGACAGCUGUACCACAAAUGAAAGCCUCAGCCUCUGGCACAAUGUCCACACUGUUAAUGAAAGACACAACCUCGGGAGUGAUGUCCAUGCCACAGAUGAGAGCUACAGCUUCGGAAGCAUUGUCCAAGCCACUAACGACAUCCAAAACCUCAGAAGCGAUGCUCACACAGCAAAUGACAGCUGCAGCUUCUGGAGAGAUAUCCACAAUGCUAAUGAGCGACACAGCUUCUGGAGCCAUGUCCGUGCCACAUAUGACAGAAACUGCCUCUGCAGGGAUGCCCACACUGUUAAUGAGAGCCCCAGCCUCUGGAGGCAUGUCCACACCACAAAUGACAGCCACAGCCUCUGGAACUAUGUCCACGCCUCUAACGAGAAUCCCAGGUCUUGGAGCAAUGCCCAAGGCACUAAUGAAAGCCACAGCCUCUGGAAAUAUGCCUUGUCAGCCAACGAACACUCAAGACUCUGAAGGGAUGUCCAUGUCACUCAUGAGAUCCAUGACCUCUGGAGAGAUAUGCCCACUGCAGAUGCGAGCCCUAGCAUCUGAAAGGAUGUUCACACCAAAAACAAGAACUCCGGCAUCUGGUGCAAUGUCCAUACCACUAAUGAGAGCCUCAGACCCGGGAGAUACGUCCACACUGCUCACAAGAGCUGCACCCUCUGGAGGGAUAUCCCCACCACUAAUGAGACCCCCAGUUUCUGGAGAGAUAGCCACACCUCUGAGAGUCCCAGCUUAUGGAGCAAUGUCAACUCCACCGACAACAGCCACAACCUCUAGAAUGAUGCCCAUGCCACAAAUGAGGGCUCUAGUCACUGGAGCAACGUCUGCACCGCUAAUGAGAUCCAUGGCCUCUGAAGUGAUGUCAAUGCCUCAAAUAUCAGUCACAGCCUCUGGAGGGGUGACCAUGCCCAUGAUGAGAGCCCCAGCCUCUGGAACAAUGUCCACACUGCAAAUGAUGCCCUCUGCUUCUGGGGAGAUGUACACACUAUCUGUGGGAGCUCCAGCCUCUGGAGUGGUGUCCCUGCCACUAGUAAGGACCCCAGUCUCUGGAAUUAUGUCCACACCACUAAGGAGACCCUCAGCCUCUGAAGCUGUAUCCACAGAGUUAACAAGAGCUCCGGCCUCUGGAAAGAUGUCUACUGUACUAACGUCAGCCAUGGCCUCUGAAGGGAUGUCCAGGCCAUUAAUGAGAGCCACAGCCUCUGGAACAAUGCCCACACCAUUGAUGUCAGCCAUGGCUUCUGGAGAGAUAUCUAUGCCACUAAUGAAAAGCAUGGCUUCUGGAGCAAUGUUCACACUGCAAACAAGAGUGGCGAGUUGUGGAUCUAUGUCCUUGCCGCAAACAACAUACGCAACUUCUGGAGGGAUGCCUGCACCACCAGUGAGACCCUUAGCUUCUGGAAUGAUGUCCAUGCCACUUCUGAGAGCCACAGCCUCUGGAGGGAUGUCCAUACCACAAAGGACAGCCAUGACUUCUGAAGGGGUAUCUAUGCCACUGAAGGCCCCAGCCUCAGGAGCCAUGUGUAUAUCACAAAUGGCAGCCACAGACUCUGGAAUGAUGCCUACUCUGGAAAUCAAAACCACAGACUCUGGAGAAACACCUGCCUCUCAGAUCAACAUCACGGCCUCUGGACUGCAGUCCACACCACACGUGACUGCCACAACCUCUGAAACAAUGAACCCACCACCAAAGGAAGUCCCAUCCUUUGGCAUGCUGACCCCAGCACUCUGUUACCUCUUAGAAGAACAGGAAGCAGCCCGGGGCUCAUGCUCUGUGGAGGAGGAGAUGGAGAUUGAUGAGGAGAAGCAAAUGAAGGGAUUUUUGGCUGAUUCAGAGAAAAUGGCAUUUCUAGUGUCUCUUCACCUGGGGGCAGCAGAGAGGUGGUCCAUCUUGCAGAUGGAGGUAGGAAACCCCCUCUCAGAUGAAAACAAAUCUUUCCUGAGCAGAUCACAGGGCUUGUAUGACUCCCUGUCCGAGAUAGACAUCCUCAGUGCUGUCCUUUGCCAUCCCAAGCAGGGCCAGAAGUCAGUCAGGCAGUAUGCCACUGACUUCCUAUUGCUGGCCCGACAUUUGUCUUGGUCUGAUGCCAUUCUACGGACCAGGUUUCUGGAAGGACUCUCGGAAGCUGUUACCACCAAAAUGGGCCGGAUAUUCCUGAAGGUGGCUGGCAGCCUAAAGGAGCUGAUAGACCGGUCUCUCUACACUGAGUGCCAGCUGGCUGAAGAGAAGGAUUCCCCAGGCAGCUCAAGCCAGGUUCUGCUGUCAGCCUGUAAGCGGAAUAAUGAGGAAGCAAUGGAGAAUGAACUGAACUGUCAUCAGCGCACUGAGGAGCACCAGCAUGUUCCCAAACGCUGUUACUACCUGAAAGAGCAUGGAGACCCUCAAGUGGGUCUGCACGACCACCUUCGACAGAGCAUAGGCCAUCAGAAGGCCCCCACCAACAAGUAAUGUGGUCCCCCUGGACUCUUCUUCUGUGUUAUUUGACUCAGCUGCUAACUUGAGGACUGGUUCCUGGACCCAUUCCAUUCAAUUACACCACCAACCUUGUGGCCUUCCGUCUUCAGCCUCCCCCUCCGGGCACAUCCCACACUAUCUCCCACUUGGCUAGCUUGACCUUCUCUUUCACCCACAUGCCUGUGACCUUCCCUGACAAUCAGAGUGUUGACUUCAAGAGUGUUCAGUGUGUGAAGUUCUGAACUCCCAUCACCAUUGAGGCCAGUUCUAGUUCCUGGUUCAGGGAAAAGUCUAGGCAGGAGAAACCAUGUCCUACCUUAAAAACAUCUUGGAAUAUCUUGCCACAUGUCAUCAGGCAAACAUGAGGAAGCCCUGGUCCUGUUUCAUCUGGCAGGGAAGCCUAUAAGGAAAGUGAUGCCCACUCCUAUACCACCGUUUUCAUCCAUAGACUUGCCUGUACAUGCCCCAACUUAUAGCACGUAAAAUGUGUCUCCAGGGCUUUGCCCGGUUUAUAGUCUCCAUCCUGAACCAUUUGUUCUGACCCAUAACAAUAAUCAUAGUAAUGGCUAACAUUUAUUGAUUAUGUACUAUGUGAGUGGUAUUGGGCUAAACUUUUGGCAGGCACCAUCUCAUUACAUUCUUACCAUAACCCAGCUUCUUGUGUUGUCAACUUCUGACCUCUUGAUGUGUUGUCUACGGCGCUUGUCUUGUCUCAAUGUCGUUAUCUUUAGCUCUGCCCUCUGGGUGAUCCCUCAGUUGUUAAUUGCCCCCACUCCCUUUGGCUAUUGUGCUUCAUGGCCAGCACUCUUGAUAAAUGUCUUGUCUUUAAACAGGCAUAGAUAAUUAAAAAAUAAUUCAAGCAGCAUUUGCCUUCAGGUAGUGGGAUUGUGGGUGUUUUUACCUUCUUUCUAAUUCGCUGUACUUUCCAGA